AUGGGAGGGAAUGACCAGCUCGAUAGGCAGCUUGCCAUGUCCAUCUUAAUGAACGGAGGGGCCUCUGCAUCUGAGGCAGUGAAGAUGGCUCGCCUUCAGCAGCAACAUCAGCUGCAACAGAAUCAUCAUCAGCAGCAACAGGCUGCUUCCCAAGCUGCAGGACAGCCGCCCUCGCAACAUCAGCAACAGCAGUUCUUGCAGGCUAUGGCCCCAGGUGCUCCGGGAGCUCCAUACCCACCAGAUAUGCUGCGCCUUCAGCGUGAUCUCCUCAACCGAGAGAUUGCCGCCCGUACGACUUUGCCUACGUGGACCAGUACUGAUACUCCUUACUUUCUGCGUGCGGCGGCUCUCAAUGCGCCGCAGCAUCCCCCUUUGUCUAGUCUCUUGACUCAGCAAGUUCAAGCUCACUCUGCCGGCUUCCCUUCUUUGGCCCCCAUGCCAGCACCCGUCCCUGCCGCUUUCCGUACGUCGCCUCCUUCAUCUCCAACUAUCAAGCCUGACCCAGAUGCGGCAGGACUCGCCCCGGCAAUUGAACUCGCCAGGAAACGCGGCAGCAUCGGUGCCUCUUCCCAGCACAGCAACGGCAGCGAUACCCCUCAGAACCACAAGAAGCCCCGCUUGACCGCGGCCUUUAAUCCUGCAUCUCCCAGUGCGGCUGCUGCAAGCAUGCACUUGCGCCACUCUCUCGUUGCUUCUUCAGCGCCUCAUAUGGUGAUGCCCCCGAUGCACACCACUGGCCACGGCGGUGCUCGUGGCUCAAAAGCCAAGUUGCGAGACGACUUUUGGGGAAAGGUUGGCAAGAACAGCUCGCACAUUCAUUUGGUGAACAUUGUCUUGGGCAGGUUGUUGCAUCAGCAGGUGAAGAGCAACAUCAAGAGGGGCGGAAACAAGGUCCUGAGCAACGAUCUCAUCCAGCAGAUCCUUGAUACCAAGCUCUACGGAAAGUAUGCCGUGCAGGACUUCUUUGCCAGUUCCAACAAGGCCAGCGAAACAGUCCGCAACACAUGGACCCGUCUCAAUUUUGCAAGUGACGACAUCCGCAAAGGCCUUAGUCGUUACAAGGAGCAGACCUGGCAAGCCAUUGAACGUUGCAGCUAUGACGAAAAGGACCUCACGGAAGAAGAUCGCAAGGAGAUGGAGGAUGCGUUGAAGACCUUUGUUCAGACGGGGCGUUUCGUCUCAGCGUUGGAUGUGGCCCUGAAGGGGAUCAUCACGGAACAGUUCAUGGGCGUGCUCAUGCAGCUCCGUUUGGAAUGGAACAGCAUCUGCCUCAAUUGUCGCCCUGGUGAGCAUGACAGUGUGGUGGCCGCAUUUUUGAGAAAGUACGGUAUGAACGGAAAGUAG
Messenger RNA from Seminavis robusta, 1344 nucleotides. The record is from the annotation of a GenBank genome assembly. NCBI's taxonomy places the organism in Eukaryota, Bacillariophyta, Bacillariophyceae, Naviculales, Naviculaceae.